Messenger RNA from Colossoma macropomum (tambaqui), 4956 nucleotides. RefSeq names its product signal peptide, CUB domain, EGF-like 1 (gene scube1). The record is from RefSeq and is a predicted model, not a curated record. Gene Ontology annotation, biological process: signal transduction. Lineage: Eukaryota; Metazoa; Chordata; Actinopteri; Characiformes; Serrasalmidae. Gene Ontology annotation, molecular function: calcium ion binding. Gene Ontology annotation, cellular component: cell surface. Bases 159 to 3233 code for a protein of 1024 amino acids. The transcript has 23 exons.
UCUCUCUCUCUCUCUCUCUCCCUCUCCAACUUGUGCAAGCCAAUGAGCACUCGUCGUGCGUCUGCGCGCUCUCGCCGUGCUCCCUCCGCCAGCAGCGCAGCGGUGCCUCUUAUCAAAGAAAUAUACAACUCUAACUCCGCUCACUCACACCUUUCGCCAUGGGCAGGGCGCGCUUUUCCCGCCACCUCUGUUUGCUUUUCGUCCUCAUAAACGCUCCCCGUGUCAUGGGGAAUGUGGGAGCAGCAGACGCAGACGAGUGUUCAGAGGCCACAGAUGACUGCCACAUUGAUGCACUGUGCCAGAAUACCCCAAAGUCUUUCAAAUGCAUCUGUAAGGCUGGCUACAAGGGAGAUGGCAAGCAGUGUGAAGAUAUAGACGAGUGUGAUAACGACUACAAUGGUGGCUGCGUGCAUGACUGCAUCAACAUCCCUGGCAACUACAGGUGCACAUGCUACGACGGCUUCAUGCUGGCAGAUGACGGACACAACUGUCUAGAUGUGGACGAGUGUCAGGACAACAAUGGUGGGUGCCAGCAGAUCUGCGUGAACACAAUGGGAAGCUACGAGUGCCAGUGCAAGGAAGGCUUCUUCCUGAGUGACAACCAACACACCUGCAUUCACCGCUCUGAAGAUGGGAUGAACUGCAUGAAUAAGGAUCAUGGCUGCGCUCACAUCUGCAGGGAGACUCCUAAAGGUGGUGUGUCGUGUGAGUGCAGGCCUGGGUUCGAACUGGCGGAGAACCAGCAGGACUGCAGAUUGACGUGUAACUAUGGAAAUGGCGGCUGCCAGCACACUUGUGAGGACACUGAAGUGGGACCAGUGUGCGGCUGUCACCAGAAAUAUGCCCUGCACUCCGACAGCAAGACCUGCAUUGAGAAAGAUGAGGCUGCAAUUGAGAGCUCUGAGUUCAAUACCACGUCAGUAGCUGAUGUGGACAAGCGGGUGAAACGGCGUCUACUUAUGGAGACCUGUGCGGUGAAUAACGGCGGAUGCGAUCGCACAUGUAAAGACACGGCCACCGGGGUCCGCUGCAGCUGUCCUGUGGGCUUCACCUUGCAACCUGACGGGAAGACAUGCAAAGAUAUUGACGAGUGCCUGGAGAACAACGGCGGCUGCGACCACUUGUGUCGGAACACUGUGGGCAGCUUUGAGUGCAGCUGUCAGAAAGGCUACAAGCUCUUAACCAAUGAACGCACCUGUCAAGAUAUUGACGAGUGCUCUUUUGAGAGGACUUGUGAUCACACCUGUAUCAACUACCCUGGAAGCUUUGAGUGUGUGUGUCACAGAGGCUACACUCUCUACGGCCUCACACACUGUGGAGAUAUUGAUGAGUGUAGCAUCAAUAACGGGAGCUGUGAGAAUGGCUGUGUGAACACGCAGGGUAGCUAUGAGUGCGUCUGUCCUCCUGGACAGAAGCUCCACUGGAAUAAGAAGGACUGCGUUGAGGCGGUGAAUUGUCUGCCCAAUGGGAAGCCAGCUCCUCGCGCUCUGCUCAGCUGCACCAAGACAGGCGGCGUGGAGGUGUGCUCUCUGUCCUGUCCAUCAAACGCCCUCUUUCUGGCAGACUCUGAAAACAGUUACACUCUGAGCUGUGGAGUACCAGUACAACCAGGCAAAGUGGCACCAAAGAGGAACACCACCACUACCUCCAGCACUUCAUCUCUACAGAGCUGUACAGAGACGCUGGCGCAGCCCAUUAAGCAGAAGGCUCGAUUUAAGAUCAAGGACGCUAAGUGCCACCUGAGACCCCGCAGUAAAGAGAAGCACCGAGAUGUGGCGAAGCAGAGCUUGCAAGGAGGUCAGUUCCCCUGCACUGAGGACUGCCAGGUGACAUUUGUGAAUCUGAAAUGCGAGUCUUCUAAAAAGCGCCGGCGUGGACGAAAGUCUCCUUCUAAAGAGGUCUCGCACAUUACUGCCGAGUUUGAGAUGGAGAUGAAGGAGGAGGAGGCCUCAGAAUCGUGUAAUGUGGACUGCGUGCGGGAGAAGACGAAGCAAAGGCUGCAGAACACUCUACGAACCCUUAGAAAGUCCAUCAACAAGCAGCAGUUCUACAUUCAGUUCUCGGGAACGGCUUACGAGGUGGCCCAGCGCGCUGCCCGACAGUCAGAGGGCGCUGAGACCUGCAGCACGGGGCAGGUCCUCACAGACGGCAAGUGCGUCAGCUGCAGUGUAGGGACUUUCUACAGUGGUGAGCAAGAGCAGUGUGUGCAGUGCCCUCCAGGAACCUAUCAAGACAUGGAAGGCCAGCUGUCCUGUGAGCCCUGCCCUAGUACUGAGUCCCAGGGUAUUGUGGGGGCCAAGAAUGUCUCUGAGUGUGGAGGUCAAUGCCCUGCUGGUCAUUUCUCUGCUGAUGGCUUUCGGCCAUGUCAGCCAUGCCCACUGGGCACCUUUCAGCCAGAGCCGGGACGCGUACUCUGCUUCCCCUGCGGAGGAGGACUUAUGACCAAAUACAUUGGAAGUACCUCUUUUAGAGACUGUGAAGCCAAAGUACACUGUGCCUCAGGACACUACUACAACUCCACCACUCACCGUUGUAUCCGUUGCCCUGCUGGCACCUACCAGUCUGAGUUUGGGCAAAACUACUGCAUCACCUGUCCCGGAAACACCACCACUGACUUUGAUGGUGCCACAAACGUGUCUCACUGCAAGAACCAAAUGUGUGGUGGAGAGCUGGGGGAUUUUAUGGGGUACAUUGAGUCCCCCAACUACCCAGGAGACUACCCAUCUAAUGUGGACUGUGUCUGGACCAUCAACCCCCCCAACAAGAGGCGCAUCCUCAUUGUGGUGCCUGAGAUCUUCCUCCCCAUUGAGGAUGAGUGUGGGGAUGUGCUUGUCAUGAGGAAGAGUUCUCAGCCCACAUCAGUGACAACCUAUGAGACGUGUCAGACAUACGAGCGACCGAUUGCUUUCACCUCUCGAUCCCGUAAGCUCUGGAUCCAGUUCAAGUCCAAUGAGGGCAACAGUGGGAAGGGCUUUCAAGUGCCCUAUGUCACCUACGAUGAGGAUUACCAGCAGCUCAUAGAGGAUAUUGUUCGAGAUGGUCGACUCUACGCAUCAGAGAAUCACCAGGAGAUCUUAAAAGACAAGAAGCUGAUUAAGGCUCUGUUUGACGUCCUGGCUCACCCUCAUAACUAUUUCAAGUACACAGUUCAAGAGUCCAAAGAGAUGUUCCCACGCUCUUUUAUUAAGCUGCUACGCUCCAAAGUUACCAGGUUUCUACGGCCGUACAAAUAAAAAUCUGAAACCCUUCUCUUUCCCAAACCCACUUUACCAUCCUCUCCUCUCAAACGCCUCCUUUCUCCUAUACUCCUCUGCUUUUCUUUCUGUUUCUCUCCCUCUCAAACGUUUCAGCACGCUAGCUAGAUCCCAGAAUGCCUUCCUACCACAGAAAGAGGUCUGGCCUUUCUCCUACCUCUCAUCUGGAGUCUCCUUUUGACUUCUUUUCUCCAUUUUUUCUCUUUCUGUGCUUUUUUGUUCCUUUUUUUAAUGCUUUUAAAUAUUUAUAUGUGCUACAACUUGCAGAGACCCACUCCCUGGAUGUUUAAUAUCUAUAUAUUUGUAUAUGUAUGUACGUGUGCAUGUAUAUAUGUAUGUGUGUUAGUAAGCAUGUGCAAGCCUAUGCUGUGCACGUGUACAUUCAUACACACAUGGAUAUAUAUUGUUAUUUUGAAAAAAAAAGUCAUGCCCCAGACGUGCACAAGAUUGCUUUUUUGGAAAGACAGGUGCACUUAAACAUUUCUUUCAAAACCAUUUCAAUAUGGAGAAUGGAGUCACUUCACAAUCCUGUUCUGAACAUGGACUGACAGUGAACAACGACGUUUUAACGGAAAAAUAGAUUUAAAAACCUAAAUAGCAAGAAAAAGACUACCUGCCAGUAACAGAGGGUUACUAUAGAGUUACAUGUAUGUUUUGUAACUAAUAUUUGGAACUUUAAUUGCACUUGAGUUUUAUAUUGUAAACUGUAGGAAAGAAAAUUCUAAGUUACUUUUGUUUUCUUAUGUUUGUGUUUGUAUAGAAAUGUUUUACCUUGGUUGUAGGAACGAGAGAUGUCUCGAUCGCUCCUCUCUCCUGACUGAAAUGGAAACUUUUAGAGGGAUAAAGAAAAAAAAAAGAGUCUCACCUCUCCUGAAUACCUGGUUCCAAAAAACGUUCACACAGGUCCUACAUUAUACUUGUCCCAUCAAAUUUACGCUGGAGGAAUAACUGAGUAUUGACCUCAGUGUCACAUGACUGUGCGCUUAUGUAAAUGGUGAUCAUUUACAAUCAUUAGUUACUGAGAUAAAACCAGAGUAGUGUACUCAUACAAGGUCCUGCCAAAAUUGAGGCCUUGAGAAUUGAGAUACUAUAGUGGCAAUCGUGGUCAGCAAUAAAAGGCAGUGUUUGUAUUGCUUGCAUAGUCUGUGUGAGAGUGAAUGGUGGUUCACUGACUAAAGUGAGAGCAGAAUAACGUGUAAUUAGGUUCAUAGCAUGCUUAUUAUAUACUACAUGCACAUUAAUGACAGUUUUGUUGUGCUGUGCACAGGGUAGAAAGCACAAAUGGCUCUCACUGUAGACUCUGUAGAGAGCUUGAAGUGAUUACAGUGGUAUAUGAAGGUUUAUUUGCUCUUAGACUCAUCAAGGAAGGAUUACGUUUGCGGUUGUGUUAUGUAUGUGUGCAAACAUGAGUACGUUUCUGAGUGUACGAUAUGCAGGUGUUUUACGUGAGUGAGGCGGUAUGUUUAUAUGUGGGGAUUCUGAUUUAGUUUGAAACGGCUGGUUUCUCCAAGAUAGCGCACUCUGUCUACAAGCAUAGAAUUAAAAUCAAUACAUUUAUAGUUUGUGGUGACACUUUUCUUUGAGUGGUUCUUUUUAUAUGAAACAAACACUCAACAGACUCUUAUUAACAUGUCAGAAACAUAUGAGGGUUAGGAUUAGAUUCUGGGUUGAGGUUAGGGUUAGGAUUAGGGCCAGGGUGAGG